AGAAAAAUGCGCCCAUUUAGGGGCGGGGGAGCAAGGGGUGCAAGCAAUGUGAAAUUUCUCCACAAAAAGCUAAAGAACAUGUGCCCAUUAUUCUGUUCAGAUAAUGUUCCACCGACAAUUCUGUUCGGUCUACCCAGGGGAUCAGCGGCUAUUGAGCCCUCGGGCGCCCUGGCUGUCUUCCCAGGAAGUAUACUACACCUAGAGUGUUUAUUUGCCCGACGCAUGGGCAAUCCAGAGUGGACAUGGAACUCCACAUUUCGUCAACAUCUCACGGGCUGGGCUAUUGCACCGUCCGAGAAAGAUUGGAAGUACAGGCUGUCGAUAUAUUACGUGAAGAAUCAAGAUUCUGGGGUUUAUACCUGCUCUACGCCCAAAGGCCUAACUAAUUCCAUAAAAAUCCACGUC
This is a messenger RNA of Diachasma alloeum, 405 nucleotides long. RefSeq names its product locomotion-related protein Hikaru genki-like. The record is from RefSeq and is a predicted model, not a curated record. The transcript has 2 exons. Lineage: Eukaryota; Metazoa; Arthropoda; Insecta; Hymenoptera; Braconidae. The annotation marks the transcript as partial.